This is a messenger RNA of Leptosia nina, 375 nucleotides long. NCBI's taxonomy places the organism in Eukaryota, Metazoa, Arthropoda, Insecta, Lepidoptera, Pieridae. The record is from the annotation of a GenBank genome assembly.
AUGAAAGUGUUCAUCAUUCUAUCACUAGCAGCCGUGGCUCUCUGCGCCCCAGCAGACCCUAGAGACAACGUGAAGCUAGCUGAACUUAUUGCUCGCCGUAGACUACCAGCGCUGGAACACGAAGAAGCCCGUGACGACUUCGGCCAGUACGCCCUGCGGUACGUGACUGCUGAAGGAACAGUCGUGUCUGAACGUGGUCGUCUGGUCCCUACCAAGGAUGGUAAGGACUACGUCCUAAUCACCGAGGGUGAAGUGUCCUACGUCAGCGAUGAUGGCAAGAUCUAUGUCACCAAGUACUCCGCUGGAAUUGAUGGUGUUAAGGUGCAAGGCGAUCACCUCCCCAAAGCACCCGAAGUCGAAGAAUACAGACCUUGA